GCUCGCUGCUCGCGGAUUCCGCAUUCAACCGCGGACCGUCUGUGGAGCGCACGCUCGCGCCAGUUCUGUCCAGCGUCGUACUCGACUACACAACCUACACCAACACUGACGCCAUUGACACUUGGAAAUAAAUCAUCGUCAUUGAACAUGAUAGGCGAAGAAGAACGUGAACACCAAUGCAAAGAAUGCGGGUUGAGGCUUUCGACUCGGAGUGCACUAACAGCUCACACGCGCUCACAUCGAGUCGCCGCCGAUGCUCACAGAUGUGAUGUUUGUCACAAGACUUUCGCCGUGCCGGCACGUUUAGUGCGCCACUAUAGAACUCACACAGGGGAACGACCCUUCGAAUGUGAAUACUGUCACAAGAUGUUCAGUGUGAAGGAAAAUCUUCAAGUGCAUCGACGGAUUCAUACUAAAGAGCGACCCUAUAGAUGCGGAGUUUGCGGAGCUGCGUUCGAACAUUCCGGUAAACUGCAUCGUCACGCUAGAAUACAUACCGGGGAGAGGCCACACGCCUGCCCACAUUGCCAUAAGACGUUCAUACAGUCGGGACAAUUAGUAAUUCAUCUUCGUACGCACACUGGUGAAAAGCCCUAUAGAUGCCCCGCGCCCGGCUGUGGCAAGGGGUUCACUUGCUCAAAGCAACUCAAAGUGCAUUCGCGUACUCACACCGGAGAACGCCCCUAUACUUGCGAAAUAUGUUUACGCGAUUUUGGUUACAAUCACGUAUUAAAACUACAUCGCUUCCAACAUUUCGGGGAACGCUGCUAUCGUUGUACAGUAUGCGAUGGGACCUUUAACACUAAGAAGCAGAUGGAAGCUCACAUUUAUAAGGAACACGGAGCGGAGACACCUAGAGCACCAACGGCUACGCAGUACACUGUACCAUUAGUUGUAAAAGGCAAUGUAAUGUGUGAUAUUGUAGAAGCUGCAUUGCAACAAUUACCUCCCACUCCACCUAGUUCUCCGCCGUCACCUCCUUGCCCGAUGCCGACACCGAUGCAGACAACAUCCACGCCACCGUUUACUUCACCGCUACCGUCUCCUUCGCCACCUGCUAUAAAUACUUCCAUGACAGUUAUGACACUCGCUCCUUCAUCGCUUCCUCCCCGAAAACGUAAAAUCAUUCCACAAGUAGAAUCUGUGCAAGUGGAGCCAGUAGUACGUCAUACAUCCGUUAUACAGUUCGCUCCUCCGGCUACAGAGUCUUCGUAGCAUUUGUUUCACAAUUUUUCUCAAUAAUUCGAUGUUCAAGUUAGCUAAUAAGGCUUUAUUCUAAUCGAAGGCUGUAAGAUGACUGUAUGAGUCUGUAGUGAUAGUUUAGUAGAGCAUACAAUGAUCAUCAUCGUCAGUGACGUGAGCCAGGUUUGAAGUUUUUUGUAAUGCUGCAAUGAAUGUAUUGUUUUAAAUUUUAAUCUUGAAAAAAGACUAAUUAGAUGUUUAAACGUAUUUGUGCUGUCAAUAUUAAUAGAAUAAGUUUUGUAUUUAUACUAUGUGUUAUUAUUCUUAAGUAAAAAAAUAUAAGUUGAA
Vanessa atalanta (red admiral) is the source of this 1530-nucleotide messenger RNA. RefSeq names its product Krueppel homolog 1-like (gene Kr-h1). The record is from RefSeq and is a predicted model, not a curated record. Gene Ontology annotation, biological process: regulation of DNA-templated transcription. Gene Ontology annotation, molecular function: RNA polymerase II cis-regulatory region sequence-specific DNA binding; DNA-binding transcription factor activity, RNA polymerase II-specific. Bases 148 to 1215 code for a protein of 355 amino acids. The transcript is spliced from 2 exons. NCBI's taxonomy places the organism in Eukaryota, Metazoa, Arthropoda, Insecta, Lepidoptera, Nymphalidae.